This is a messenger RNA of Rhopalosiphum maidis (corn leaf aphid), 1453 nucleotides long. RefSeq names its product serine/threonine-protein kinase S6KL (gene S6KL). The transcript has 9 exons. NCBI's taxonomy places the organism in Eukaryota, Metazoa, Arthropoda, Insecta, Hemiptera, Aphididae. Gene Ontology annotation, molecular function: ATP binding; protein serine/threonine kinase activity. The record is from RefSeq and is a predicted model, not a curated record. The coding region runs from base 319 to 1338 and encodes 339 amino acids. Gene Ontology annotation, biological process: protein phosphorylation.
AUUACGAUUAGACACAUACUACAUAUUUUUUAUGUCUACGGUUGUUGUACAAUAAUUUCUUAUAUAUUAUAUUAUGUUUAAAUUUAAUUUCUACACUUGUUGACUACCUUGUGUCAUUUAAAAGUUAUAAUUUAAUUGAUUAAUUUCCAAUCCUACCUGUACAGUCACACUCAUUUUUACGAAUUAUCGUUAAUUCGUUCUAUAUCAUAUUAAUUUAUAUUGUUUUUUAUUUUAAUGUUUUUAAUUAUAUAGUUGUAUAAGUUUAUUUGUAUACAAAUUCUAUUUAGGUAAUGUUUUACUUUAAUAUGAACUGAAAAAAUGGAUUGCAGACCUUGGUCAAGAGAAUCUAAAAAGAAGUGGCAAGAUUCAACUAUUGAUCGAUUAAAAGCUAGUAAAACAGUAUGGCCUAUUCCUCAAAUAGAGCAAGUUUUUUUGCCAGAUUUUAAAAUUAGAUCUCAGAUAAAUGAAUAUUCGUUUAAGAGCUUAGAAUUAAUUUGUAAUGGUGUAUUUGGCAAAGUUUACAAAGUCAAGAAAUUGAAUUCCAGUGGUGACUUAUAUGCUAUGAAAGUAUUGGAAAAAUCAUUGAUUGUAUAUGAAAAUGGAGUACAACAAGUUAAGAAUGAAGUUCAAAUUCAAUCAUUAUGUGGUCAUCACCCAUUUAUUGUGAAUUGUCCAUUUUUUUGGCAAAAUAGAAAUCAAUUGUUUAUUGUCAGUGAGUAUGUCGGAGGUGGUGAAUUAUUGAAACUAUUACAAAAAUGUGGACCGCUACCUGAAGAAUUAUGUCGUGUUUAUUUUGCUGAAUUAGUUAUUAUAAUAGAUUUUCUACAUAAUGCCGGAGUUAUUUAUAGAGAUAUAAAACCAGAAAAUAUAUUAUUAGAUGAUAAUGGUCAUCUUCAAUUAAUUGACUUUGGUCUAUCUAAAUGGCUUCCACAAGGCUGUCGUACAUCUACCAUCUGUGGAACUACUCAAUAUAUGGCUCCAGAAGUUUUAGAGUCCGAACCAUAUUAUAGUCAUGCUGUAGAUUGGUGGUCCGCUGGAGUGCUCUUAUUUCAAAUGCUAACAAAUCAGUAUCCGCCAAAGUCACACGAUGAAAUCAAUAACAUGUUGGAAAAUGUUAGCAAAGGUGCCACUGAUAUGGUACUAAAACUGAUGGAAACAAAUCAACAAAACCGGCUAAAAUCAUUUCAUCAAAUUAAAGUCCAGUCAUUUUUUCAUAAUUUCAAUUUCUCAGACAUAACGUUAAAAAAGCAUAAACCAAAUGAAUUAUUAAAAAAACUGCUUGAAGAUUCAACACAAAACAAUCAAGCGUUAUCUUAUUUCGAAGAAUUUGAUGAAUAAUUUAUGUGAUAAAUUAUAAACAGUGUAUUAACUAUUAAAAUAUAUGAUCUAUUUAAUUUAAUUAAAACUUCUUUUUAACGAAGGCCAUGUUAAGUAUAUUUUUUAUUUUGUUACA